Silurus meridionalis is the source of this 6270-nucleotide messenger RNA. It is a transcript of the gene slc35e4, whose product is annotated as solute carrier family 35 member E4. The record is from RefSeq and is a predicted model, not a curated record. The transcript has 3 exons. Bases 230 to 2422 code for a protein of 730 amino acids. Gene Ontology annotation, molecular function: antiporter activity. Gene Ontology annotation, cellular component: Golgi apparatus. Lineage: Eukaryota; Metazoa; Chordata; Actinopteri; Siluriformes; Siluridae.
CCCCUUCGGUUGUAUUUCCACACUUCACCACUAGAGGGAUAUUCACAUUUACAAUUCAUGAUAUGUUACUACCUCUGUGACGUCACAGUGCACCACACACUGAGCAGCAGACAGAAUAAUACAUCUCGCAACCAGCGUGAUGUUAUUGAACAGCAGCUGGCAGAUGACUGCAAGAAUCACCUCACAUGAUCAAAUCCCUAAACCCAGUAAAGUUUAAGUGUUCUGAAUCAUGUACUACAAUUCUACUGACACAAUGGUAGCCGAAGAUGAAUCGAACAUGAUCAGCAGUGAUGAUGGCCCCUCCAAAAGCGAGGAGACCCAGGACAACAGGCAGAGGAGUACGCGUCCGGUUGAAACUCUGCAUCUUCUGUCAGCCGUGGUAGUGUGGCUGGUUACGGGAACCACCAUCUCCAGCCUGAACAAAUGGAUAUUUGCAGUGUACAACUUCAGAUACCCGCUCCUCCUUUCAGCUCUGCACAUGCUCACGGCCAUAAUUUUCGGAGUCAUAAAGUACUGGUUUGAUCGAAGCCAAGGUGUGGCAAGGCAGGAGCUGACCUCCAGCGCCAAGUGCAAAGUGUUCCUACUGAGCCUGACCUUCUGCGCCAGCAUCGCCUUCGGCAACGUCGGCCUCAACUACGUGCAGCUGUCCUUUGCUCAGAUGAUCUACACGACCACGCCGAUCUUCACUCUGGCCAUCUCGUCUCUGGUGCUUGGCAAACAGCACCAUAUCCUCAAAUACACCGCCAUGAUGCCCAUCUGCCUCGGGGCUUCCUUCAGCAUUAUGGGCGAGGUGCAGUUUGAUCGGACAGGCUGUCUGUUUGUGCUCGCCGCCACCAUGCUACGGGGGAUAAAGAGCAUCCAGCAAAGCAUCCUUCUCCAGGAGGAGAAGAUCAACUCCGUGUUCCUGCUCUACCUGAUGGCCAUCCCCAGUUUCUGCAUCCUGUCUGUGGCAGCUCUGUUCCUGGAAAACUGGUCUGCUCUUCAGUCACCGCACCACUACGACAGACAUUUGUGGGGCUUCAUUGUGCUCAGCUGCCUGGGUUCUGUGCUCUAUAACCUGUCGAGUUGCUUCGUGAUCAGCCUUACUUCCGCCGUCACGCUGCACAUCCUGGGCAACCUGAACAUGGUGGGAAAUCUGCUGCUUUCCCAGCUGCUGUUCGGCAACCAGCUUUCUGCGCUGAGCUGUGCCGGGGCUGUGCUCACACUCUCCGGGAUGAUCAUCUAUCAGAACUCCGAGUUCCUCAUCACGUAUAUGGACACCAGACGCAAAAAAGAGGCAGAAACUUGUUCAAGAUGCACUUAUGAGAACACUUAUGAGUCUUUAAGUUUAUAUUCGUCCCAGGACCCAUCGUUAGAACUUGAACUAUGCCCUUCUACAGAGCCAUCUCUCGAAAUGUAUGAUGAUUCAGAACCAUGGGAAGAACUAUACAGUGAUCUAGAACCACCUCCAGCACCAGAACAUGACCUAAAAACAUCUCCAAAACUGUACCAUGACCUCCAAGCACCUUUAAAACCAAAUCAUGUCCAAGAAGCACUUGAUCAAGAUCUAGAACCAUAUCUGGAACUGUGCCAUGACCCACAUCUAUCUGCAGAUCCACCUGCAGCACUAGACCAUGACCUAAAACCGUCCUCAGAAAUAGACCAAAACCCAGGACUAUCCUCAGAAUUAAACCAUGACCUAGAACUAUUUUUAAAACUAGAGCAUGAGCUAGAACCAUCUUUAGAGCUGGGCAAUCAUGUAGUGCCAUUGCCAGAAUCAGACCAUGAGCUAGAACCAUUUUUAGAGUUGGUCCAUCAUUUAGAACCAUCUUCAGAACUAGAGCAUGAGCUAGAACCAUCUUUAGAGCUGGUCCAUCAUUUAAAACCAUCUUCAGAACCAGACCAUGAACUAGAACCAUCUUUAGAGCUGGUUCGUCAUGCAGAACCAUCUUCAAAACCAGACCAUGUGCUAGAACCAUCUUCAGAGCUGGUCUGUCAUGCCAGACCAUCUUCAGAACUAGACCUUGCGGUAAAUCCAAGCUCAGAACUGGAACAUAAUUUAGAACCAUCCUCAGAACCAAUGCAUGAUCUACAACCAUGCUUAGAACCAGUUCAAGAACCAUCUUCACUAUUUCACCAUGAUCAAGAGCCAAGUUCAGAACUAGACCAUGGCUUUUACCCGCUUCCAGCACUAGACAAUGACCUUGAACCAUCUUCACUACAAGAACAUGAUCUAAAACCAUCUCUAGAACAAGGCCAUGCUUAUGAUCUUGUCCAUGACCUACAAUCAUCAGAACGGUUUGAUGAAUCUAAGUUACGUCAAGAAUCUCUUCUUGGAAGCUACAGUGAUGUAGAACCUUCAGCAGAGCGAGAACUGUUUCCGAAAGUAGCUCCCAAAUCCGACAGUAGAACAGAGAUGAGGUUCCACAAAAAAAUGGACUGAAGUCUGUAAGGCCUAUGGGUCUUAAUUACAAUAAAUUUUAUCUGGAGGUUGAACUGUUUAUUCUGUGAGCUCCUAUUACACAUUUUUCAUCAACAUGGUGCUGAUGUCUGUUCUGCGAUCCCUUUUUAGGGAAACCGAACCAAGUUUGGACUCCAUUGUAGAGCCCUGCAUGGAACUGGUUUCUUUUUUUUUACUUACCUUAUAACUGGAACAUAAACAACUCUCAAACAAUACAUUACAACUAGCGGUUUUUAUGGGAUGGCGGUACUUGCGCUGUAUUGGUUGUGAGUCAUUAAUUGCUUUUGUUGUCAUGGUGAUGACAUGGUUUCCACGUUCUAUUUAACCAGUUAUGAGUUCCGUAUAAAAGACCACAGAACGGUACCAUGUUGGCAGAAAAGUGCUACAUGUGUCUCGAGCCACUGUCUCGGUAUCUCCUCACUGUGCCAAUACGUUUGCUCACGAAGCUCACGAAGCUCUGAGACAUUUCGGGUUGAAAUGCACACCUUCUGAGCGAGUCCACUGUGAAGAUACAACCCCAGAUGUGUGUGGUACAGGCAGGUCACCUGUACACUGCUCAAGCACUUUUUUUUUUUAAAGGCUACGGUUACAGAUAAAGACCACAUUUUCGGUUCUGAGGUACUUCUCACCGUCUUCUCGCUGUGCUAGUCUGGAAGGGGCUUUAAAAGGCAGCUGUCCUGAUUUUGAUUUCUUGAGCUGAAGUUUACGCAAGAUCUCCGUUUUUGUUUUGUUUACGGUGACGAUGGACGUCUAGGUAACCUGACCUAUGUUUUAAAAAAAAAUUACAAAUAAAAGUUUCUGGAGGUUUUAGCUAUGAGGCGAACGAUGAUGAUGUCUGUUUGACCGAAAGGUAUUUUUUUUAUUCUUAAAAUCGUCAUCAAGAGAAUUUUUCAAGUAGGAUUUUGUAUUCUUCUUAUUCAGCAGCUGAUUGUCAGCGAUUACAAUUAUUUAUUGUACUAGUCAUUAUACUGUUUCUUUUUAGGACAUUAAGUUCCUGUUGGUUUGUUUUUGUCUCUUUCUCUGUGACACAUUUCGCAUUACGGAGAGGCAGAAAAGAGACAAUAAACCUGUCAGUCUUGAAGAUUUAAUUGUUGCUGAAAACGUACUGACUGUUGCACUGACACUGGAGACUCCUUCAGUGCAUGUUAAAUAAUCAUCUCCUUGCAGAAAGCUUCUCUAGAUCUGCUAUUCGAGUCUAUAAGAUUGCACGGUUACUAUAGGAACGAUGACAGAAAACUUUUUCCUAUGAAGGGCCAAAAAUCUCACUUGAAUAAGGGCCAUGGGCCGAAAAUAAAAAUGCUGCAUUAGAUUACAUAUUAGAUGAAAAUUUGCCAUGAUUUCUCUCAUUUAGCAUUCAGAAUUUAAAAAUCUAAUUUUAAUCUGCUUAACUAAUGCAGUUCAAGUUUCAAACUUAUAGUGCAGUUUGAAACGAUCGAAUUUAUUGUACAAUACAGUUCCAUAACUAAUUCAGUGACUUCUAAGAGACAUGAAGCUGAUCCUUAUUUUUGGUCCUAACUAGAGAUCGACCGAUAGUGGAUUUUACAGAUUUUGAAAGCUAGUUUCGAUCGUACUUGCCGAUAACCGAUUAAUCAACUGAUGAACUGUUUUUAAAAUAGAUACUGGAUAAUAAAAACAAACAAAAUAAAAUAUAUGCAUUCAAACUGAAACAAAAACUACCCAAAUUAGGGGUGUAACAGUACACGUAUUCGUACCGAUAUCUGAACCGACCCGUAAACUGAGAUACGUACCGAACCGUGAAUUUUGUGUACCGUUACACCCAUACUCUAAAUAAAUAAAAACAGUAACAUCCAAAAUGAAUAAAAAAAAACAUUUUAAAUAAACAGCAUGUUGUGUCAGUGAUUCGCCUCUAGAGGUUGCUCUCGUACUGUAUUACGCAACCCGGAAAAACUAUCUGUUUAUAUAUUUUUGCAGAUGGUCCCUGCAAUCGACUAUCUGUGCUGAUUAAUUUACAAAACCGAUGAAUCGGUUGACCUCUAGUCGUAAGUUUUUCACUACAGAAUAGCUAAAACAUCCUCAUGAUGAGGAUUUAUUAUUAGACCUGGCCUGUGUCUCUGAGGAUUCCCCUCAGAUUUCUGUCGCACAGCCGGAAUGAACAGACUAUUCGUUUCUGGAACAUUUUUGUUUGUGCUUUUUGUAUGUUUGCCUUGAUGUUUGUUAAUCAGUAUUAUUUAUGUUGUUGGGAUUUUUCCUGCUGGUUUUCCCAUUCAGACAGCAACACCAGUCAAAGUCAUAUUUUGAAGCAGUGGAACAGUCGCUAUGCUGCGUGUAUUUUGUCAUCUGCUGGACGGAGAGUAGACGUCAUUUUUUUAUUUAUUUUGCCAGUUUUUUUUUCCAAUGUGAAUUGCACUGAAGAGUUUAGCUUGGAAUUAGAGCAGAAUCAGAAGUGAGAUUGGGAAUCAGUAGUUCCUGAGGUGUCAGAGCUGAAAGUCACCCCAAGGUCGUGUUCCAGUAAGUACCCGAGAGAGCAAGAAACACGUGAAGAAACACUACUGAUAUUGUUAGCGCGAGUUAGUCAUGUGCCAAUCGUUUGUUGAAGAGUUUCAUUCCAAUUGGAAGUUCAGGUUUUUUCACAGGUUUUUUGGUUUUAAAAUCAAGCUACUGGAUACGUUUUCCAUAUCACAACCAUCAGCAUAUGUAAGGACAUCUGUACUGUGCUGUGAAAAAGUAUUUUUACAUUUACAUUUAGCAUGUUUCCCUUAUGAUUGGCAGGUGCUAUUUAAGUGAUUUCUUGAUUCAACAGAUCUGGCAGUAAUAAGGCCUGGGUGUGGCAAGUGGUUGCAUUACUUUUUCACAUACUUUUUCCACAGAUUAUUUCCCUUAACAAAUGAAAUUGUUACAUAAAAACUGAAUUUUGUAUUUACAAAGUUUAUCUUUGUGUAAUAUUGAAAUUUGCUUGAUGAUCAUUUGUCACAAAAAAGCAAGAUCAGAAGGCGACAAAUACUUUUUUACAGCACUGUAAUACCAAGCAUCUAAAUGCUAACACGUCUAAGCAGUUAAAUGUGGGUUAUAUAUAUUGUAAUGUCCAAAAGAAGCAAGAAUGAAUGAAAUCUUAUCUAUCCAUAUCAGUGCUGUUCGGAUAGAAACAUUCUGAUUGACAGAAGGUGUAAAAUAUUUGUAACGUCCUUCCUGUGACGCUCACAUCAGGCUCGCUAUUAAACAAACCGGUUUGAAAACGAUUAGUAAAUAUUUACUAUGUUUUUGAUUUACGUUUAUUAUCUACUGAUCCCCAGGAUGCAUUAGUGCAACAAUAAAAAAAGGAUUUCAGUUUUAAAGCUGGAAUUUUUUUUUUUAUGCUGAUACAGUAUGAUUCAAUUUCGCUGCACGUUUUGUUAAAACACACAUGACUGGAAACAUUUUGUGGAAAAAAAAUGAACGUCCUAAACAAAACCAGUGUCUUCGUAUUGUAUACAAAAUGAGGGAUCAUAUCAUCAUAUCAUAUUUGUGAAAAAAAAAAUUUUUGAUGAUACAGUUAAAUAAAAAUACAUUAUUUUUCGAAAAAAUUUAAGUCACUCAGGAUCAUUUUGGGAAAAGCUUUUUAUUUUAUAAUUGAUCGCAUUAUAUAUUAUACACUAUUAUAAACAAAAGUAUCGGGACACCUGCCCUUUCCAGCCAUAAGUAGUUCUUCACCAAGCUGUUUUCACAAACUUGAAGGCACACAAGAUGUCAAUGGAUAGAAGACUUAAUCCUGCAUGAAAAUGCCUCUGUGCACAAAUCCAGUUUCAUGAAGAUAUGCUUUACAUGGUUUGAAAUGGAAGAUCUCCUGCUGUAGAGCUCUGACCUCAACCCUAUUGAACUGAAAUUGAACUGGA